GGAAAGCCCGGCCCGAGGAUGAGCUCCUGAAGGCUGCAGCAUCCUCCCCCGAAUCAAGAUGACGACAGCCGCACCACUGAUCAAUAAUACUCAGUUCUCAGCAAAUGUGACCACAAAGUCUCAAGAACCAAGUCUCUAUCAAAGUUCUGGAGCAAUAGUCGCUGCCAUCGUAGUAGGAGUGAUUAUUAUUUUUACAGUGGUUCUGCUCAUAUUGAAAACAUAUAACAGACGCAUGAGAGCGAAGCGGGAGCUGGAACCCAAACCCACCACCAAACCAGCAAUGCCACCUGCUUUAGGGCAGAACAGCAACAGCCUGUCUCAGCACCCUACAGUGACUUUCAUACCUGUGGAUAUCCACAUGCAGAACAGAUAACCGGGAACGCUCGUCCUCCCUGCGAGAGAAGAGAACUGGAAUUCUUAUUUACGUGGACUUGGGACUCCUCAGCAAAGCGACGCUGCAUUUGGAAUAGCGACGAGCGGUUACUUUGUCUAUAGAUUGUAAUUAAUCCUGCUUUCUCUCUUUGGGAGGAAAAAGAAAAGGCCUGGACACUUUUCGUAUCACUGAAAUCGACCGGCGGAGGCAUACAAAUCAUCAGAAACGCAGUGAGCCUUCUUACAGAGCUCUGGGGUAUGGAGAGACCGAAUAAACCAAGCCCAUGCGUUGGAAGAAAAGAUGCGCGCUCGUAUUUUGUGGAGCUUUCGCUUACUCAGAGAGUUUGAGCUUUUUCUGGUCUGCAAUGACUGAUGAUAAACUGGAAGAAAAAUUUGGGCAUGCAAGCUACAACUCAGGUUGAACCUGGGUUUGUUAUGAUUUAUGUGGAACAGGUUUGUAGUCUAUUUUAUACAUGAUGGAUAGUACAGGAAGUAUCAAAAUUGUAUUUAUCUUUACUCAUCUUUCAUGUUUCUAAUGCCACAUAUGUAUGGUUUGAGAUAAAAGAGAAAAAGUUACUUUUUAUUUUCAAGUAUUUUAAAAAUAUUUCUAUAAACUUGGUAACCUAUCCAUUU
Gymnogyps californianus (California condor) is the source of this 1005-nucleotide messenger RNA. It is a transcript of the gene NCMAP, whose product is annotated as non-compact myelin associated protein. Bases 59 to 373 code for a protein of 104 amino acids. The record is from RefSeq and is a predicted model, not a curated record. The transcript has 4 exons. Gene Ontology annotation, cellular component: plasma membrane; paranode region of axon; Schmidt-Lanterman incisure. Gene Ontology annotation, biological process: regulation of myelination; peripheral nervous system myelin formation. NCBI's taxonomy places the organism in Eukaryota, Metazoa, Chordata, Aves, Accipitriformes, Cathartidae. Gene Ontology annotation, molecular function: structural constituent of myelin sheath.